This is a messenger RNA of Cooperia oncophora, 228 nucleotides long. NCBI's taxonomy places the organism in Eukaryota, Metazoa, Nematoda, Chromadorea, Rhabditida, Trichostrongylidae. The record is from the annotation of a GenBank genome assembly.
AUGAACUUGGACAAGCACGAGCACAAAAGCUGUGGAGGGCUGAGCAGAGCAAUUGAUGAAGUCGAGCCGCUGUCGUUCGGUGAUCUUCGCUCGGCGGGUGAUUGCCAUCCAGAAUGUGAUGGCGGAUGUUCCGAGAGUCAAUCAGCUGUCGCAUGCUUCCGAUGUAAACAUUUCACACAAACACUCCGAAACAAAGCCGGAAAUGGAUUCAAGUGUGUAAUUCGCUAA